Molecule: messenger RNA, 954 nt
Organism: Lingula anatina
Lineage: Eukaryota; Metazoa; Brachiopoda; Lingulata; Lingulida; Lingulidae
Product: ATP-dependent Clp protease proteolytic subunit, mitochondrial
Biological process (GO): protein quality control for misfolded or incompletely synthesized proteins
Cellular component (GO): endopeptidase Clp complex
Molecular function (GO): ATPase binding; serine-type endopeptidase activity; ATP-dependent peptidase activity
Source: RefSeq, a predicted model, not a curated record
ACUACCCAGAAAUCCAUACCACGCAUGCGUAUUUCAGCAGGAAGUCUUAGUUGUUAAUCGGCUGCAAAAUGCGACAUUUCAAGUCUUUUGGACAAACCCUGACAAGAUGCCAUGGCCAUUUCACCAGUAGAUGUAGCAUGAGCUAUAUCCCUAUAGUAAUAGAACAGUCAGGCAGAGGAGAAAAGGCCUACGAUAUUUUCUCAAGGUUGCUGAAGGAUAGAAUUAUAUGCGUCAUGGGCCCUAUUCAUGAUGGAGUUGCUAGUAUAGUUGUAGCACAGUUAUUAUACCUACAGUCAGAAAGCAGGAAAAAGCCAGUCCAUAUGUAUAUAAAUAGUCCAGGUGGAGCUGUUACAUCUGGAUUAGCAAUAUAUGACACAAUGCAGUACAUAGAGCCUCCUAUAGCCACCUGGUGUGUAGGACAGGCCUGCAGUGCAGCAUCCUUAUUACUCUGUGCUGGAACGGCUGGCAUGAGACACGCAUUGCCAAAUUCAAGAAUCAUGAUACAUCAGCCACAUGGUUCAGCACUGGGGCAAGCUACAGACAUACAGAUUCAGGCUAGAGAAAUAAUAAAGAUCAAGUCUCAGCUAAACAACAUAUAUGCCAGGCACACAAAUUUAAAACUUGAAGAGCUAGAACCUUUGGUGGAAAGGGACACGUAUAUGAGUCCUUCAGAAGCUAAACAAUAUGGCCUUAUUGAUUCGGUUCUGGAACAUCCUCCAUUUCCAGGGGAAGAGGAGACAGAAACACCAGAGCAAACCUAGCACACUGAUUAUUAUAAUACUGACUCACCUUGCAUUACAAAUUGAUAUAUGCAUUCUAUGGUGUCAUUUUAUGAUAAUGCUAAGGGAACAGAACUCUUGUCUGUGGCAAAAUCUUGCUUUGUGUCUUUUCUUUGUAAAGGGAAGACAUCACAAUUUAUCAGUGACAUAUUUCUCUUGAAUAAAGGAAUGGACC